Molecule: messenger RNA, 1362 nt
Organism: Trichophyton benhamiae CBS 112371
Lineage: Eukaryota; Fungi; Ascomycota; Eurotiomycetes; Onygenales; Arthrodermataceae
Product: phosphotransferase enzyme family protein
Exons: 4
Coding region: 1-1362 (453 amino acids)
Cellular component (GO): mitochondrion
Source: RefSeq, a predicted model, not a curated record
AUGGUUUCCGUGAGACCGCGACUAUUUCUAAGGGGUCUCAAGCACAGAAUCCCGGAAGAGCAUAGUACAACAGACCUUUUCAACUAUACCACGGGGCGAUGGCUUUGGAGAGAGAAGGAGCAGCUACUUGAACGAUACCGGAGAUUCAAUGUACGAGAGCUACAGGCCAUAACUGCACAUACACUGGGCUCUCAAGCAUGUGUUUCAAUGUCCAAAAUUGGAGAAGGCAAUUUCAACAAAGUCUUCCGACUUGUAAUGGAUGACGGAGCAGUGGCAAUAGCUCGAAUCCCCCAUCCAAAUGCUGGUCCGCCUCGGUAUACGACUAUGUCGGAGGUUGCUACUAUGGAAUUUGCAAGAUCAAUGCUUAAAAUACCAGUUCCUAAAGUGUUAGCAUGGUCUUCAUCUUCUGAUAACUCUAUAGGUGCAGAGUAUAUCAUUAUGGAAGAGGCUAAAGGCACCCAGCUCUCUCAAACAUGGGAUGAAAUGAAAUUACAUGAUAGGAGUGAAAUAAUCAAUGAUAUUGUUUCCAUAGAGCAGAAACUUCUCUCCGUGACCUUUGGCUUGUAUGGGUCACUAUAUUUUUCCAAAGACGCUUUCCCUGGCUGUCAGCCGGCAGAUAUCAGUGGUGACGUCGCACAAGGGAUUGAGGAUGAGGUUAGAAAGCAAUUCGUCAUCGGCCCUACGACUCGCCGGGAGUUUUGGGAAAAGGAGCGAGCACUGAUGGAUCUGGACCGAGGACCUUGGAAAUCUGCUAGUGGAUAUGUGGAGUCCAUAGCCCAUCGCGAGACCGCUUGGAUUUCCCAGUAUGCACGGAGGGAUUCCAUCAUAUCUGGCUACCCCAGGGGCAAAGGAAGUCAAAAAUCACCCCAGGACCACCUCGGCUUAUUGGAGAAAUACCUAUCUGUUGUUUCGAGGCUCCUUCCCGAUGAUACCGAGCUUGUUCGCCCAGCACUCUGGCAUCCUGACAUCCACGAUGGCAAUAUAUUUGUCCAGGAUGGGAGGAUUUCCAGCAUUAUUGACUGGCAGUCUGUCUGGAUUGCACCUUUGCUUCUCCAGGCCAGAACCCCUCGACUGAUCGAUUACCAUGGAGAGAUCCAGUUGAGACUUCCCGAAGACUUUAAAACGCUGCCCGAAGAAGAGAGGGAUCGCGUCAGAGACCAGGUCCAACGGUCUAUCCAGGUAUACCUUUAUGAGGACCGGACGGCAAGAGUCAACCCUCUUCUUGACAGGGCAAUUAGGAAACCCCAUGGGAAAACAUUGGCUCAGCUCGUGAGCUUUGCUGGAAACUCAUGGGAUGACCACAUCGUACCCCUGAGGGACACUCUGAUUGACGUUGAAAGGUAUAUAGCAAAUUGGUCAUGA